CACUGAGCAUAAAAUGCUGGGAAUGUAACACGCGUAUCAACGGCGGCUGCGGUGAUCCCUUCGUGCCGGGUGACUUUGCUCAGGCUGACUGCUCUCAAAAACACCUGCCCAGAUUUCCUGACAAGAAUGGCCACUUCUGUCGCAAGACGACGCAAAAGAUUAACAACGUGGUACGCGUCAUUCGCACCUGUGGCUACAUCAACGAAACCAUGGACCAGGUGCCGGAGGGCGCCGUCCUGCCUAAGACGUGCGAAAAGCAGUCAGGCGCUGUGGUCAUCGAGACCUGCGUCUGCAACAGUGGCGACG
Molecule: messenger RNA, 306 nt
Organism: Rhagoletis zephyria (snowberry fruit fly)
Lineage: Eukaryota; Metazoa; Arthropoda; Insecta; Diptera; Tephritidae
Source: RefSeq, a predicted model, not a curated record